GGUGGCAGCAUUAAAUGAAGGCGCCUUCCGAUGAGUCUCUGAGGAAAAACUGUUUAUAUAAGUGGUGGUGCCAUCCUGGACCACCCUUGAAUUGGAGAGGAAGUAAUUAGGGAAAGAGCAAGAGAGAGAAUGGACGUUGUGGUUGAGGUGGAAGAGAGCUUGAGAGAGUUGAGGGAGAGCUUCAAGAGUGGACGUACCAGAAGUGUGAAAUGGAGGAAAACCCAGAUCACUGCGCUUCUUCAGCUUCUUCGUGACCAAGAAGAGGCCAUCUUUAGAGCUCUCCAUCAAGAUCUUGGCAAGCACCCUGUUGAAUCUUACCGCGAUGAGGUUGGAGUUGUAGAAAAAUCAGCCGAAAAUACUUUGAGCUGCGUUGAGAAAUGGAUGGCUCCUAAGAAGAGUCACAUUCCUUUCCUUUUCUUUCCCGGAAGUGGAGAGGUGUUAUCAGAACCACUUGGUGUGGUUCUCAUAUUUUCUGCUUGGAACAUCCCUAUCGCUCUAUCACUGGAUCCAUUAAUUGGAGCAAUAUCUGCAGGAAAUGUGGUAGUCCUUAAACCUUCAGAGCAUGCUCCAGCAUGCUCUUCCUUCCUGGCUGGUGCCCUUCCUCAAUACCUGGACUCUAAAGCCAUUAAGGUUAUCGAAGGUGGAUCAGAUGUCUGUGAACAACUACUACUGCAGAAAUGGGAUAAAAUAUUCUUCACUGGGAGUCCACGGGUGGCAAGCAUUGUCAUGUCUGCUGCUGCAAAGAAUUUAACUCCUGUCACUCUGGAGCUGGGUGGAAAAUGCCCUGCCAUACUUGAUUCCCUCCCUAACCCUUCAGAUUUUCGGAUGGCAGUCAAAAGAAUUGUAGGAGGGAAGUGGGGAACAUGCAGCGGACAAGCAUGUAUAGGAAUAGACUAUGUGCUGGUUGAAGAGAAGUUCGCAUCUGUUUUGGUAGAUUCAUUGAAGAAGAUAAUCAGGAAAUUCUAUGGUGACGAUCCAAUAGAGUCAAAGGUCACUGCCAGAAUUGUAAACAAGCACCAUUUUAAGAGGUUAUGCAGUCUUCUUGAAGAGCCUCAGGUUCGGGCUUCCAUUGUUCAUGGCGGUUCAGUUGAUGAAGAGAAUCUGUUCAUUGAGCCCACCAUCUUAUUAGAUCCUCCACUAAAUGCUCAGAUAAUGGCGGAAGAGAUAUUUGGUCCUUUGCUUCCAAUAAUCACUAUGAAUAACAUUCAAGAAAGCACAGGAUUCAUAAAUUCAAGGCCAAAACCUCUGGCCAUUUAUGCAUUCACCAAGGAUGAAGCUUUCAAGAGAGCGAUUCUAUCAGAAACGUCGUCUGGAAGUGUUACAUUUAAUGACACACUGGUCCAGUUUGUAUGCGAUGCACUGCCAUUUGGAGGGGUCGGGCCAAGUGGGAUUGGAAGGUACCAUGGGAAGUACUCUUUUGAGACCUUCAGCCAUGAAAAAGCUGUGAUGUAUAGAAACCUAUGCCUUGAAAUAGAGCCAAGGUACCCUCCUUGGAAUAAGUUCAAGCUGCAGUUCAUAAGACUGGCAUACAAACUGAACUACGUUGGUCUAUUACUGCACAUGCUGGGAGUGAAAAAACACAGCUAGACAAAAUCGACUUCUCAUCAACUAUGUCCUAGAAGCACUUGCUUUUCUUAUAAUGUUACUACUAGCUGUUUCCAUCGGACGCAUUGCAAAAUGGGUGCAGAACUUGCAAACAAUUUCUUCUUUCCUUCUUAAAUCCGAAAAAUCCUUCCCUUCAACGUAUUUAUAUUUCCAUGAGCUUCAAACGCGAUUGAUAGUGCAUUAUUGAUCAUUGUAUUGAGACGGUUGCUAAUUCUCAAUAAAUAGCAAACAUCUACCAUGAAUUAUCAAAUUUCUUAUCAUCAUUCCGAAA
Prosopis cineraria is the source of this 1876-nucleotide messenger RNA. Its product is annotated as aldehyde dehydrogenase family 3 member F1. The transcript is spliced from 10 exons. Gene Ontology annotation, molecular function: aldehyde dehydrogenase (NAD+) activity. NCBI's taxonomy places the organism in Eukaryota, Viridiplantae, Streptophyta, Magnoliopsida, Fabales, Fabaceae. Gene Ontology annotation, cellular component: cytoplasm. The record is from RefSeq and is a predicted model, not a curated record. The coding region runs from base 130 to 1587 and encodes 485 amino acids. Gene Ontology annotation, biological process: aldehyde metabolic process.